AGAAGUCAGUCAUUCUCCUUGCCACCAAAAGCAAACCAGGAAAAUGUCCAGCAUCCUCCAAGAUCUAUGAAGGCAUAUGCCAGGAUAAUGACGGCAACUAAGGAGGCACAAAACUAGCUGACAACUAUCAGAGAACAGCGCCCUGAGAGGAGCCUGGAGCACGGGCCUGAGGCUGAAGCACCGCCUGCACCUCAGGGACCAGGACAGACCGCGUCAGCCAGGAACGACGAGUCUGCAUAACAAACUGAUGGUUGACAUCUUUAAUCAGCAAGAUGGAAAGAAGCCUGAAGAAUGUCCUUGUGGUUUCUUUUGGAUUCCUGCUUCUCUUUACAGCCUACGGAGGCCUUCAGAGCCUGCAGAGCAGCCUGUACAGUGAGGAAGGCCUGGGGGUGACGGCACUCAGCACGCUGUAUGGUGGGAUGCUCCUGUCCUCCAUGUUCCUCCCGCCGCUCCUGAUUAAGAAGUUUGGCUGCAAGUGGACCAUCGUCAUCUCCAUGUGCUGUUACGUGGCCUUCUCCUUGGGCAACUUCUACGCCAGCUGGUACACCUUGAUUCCCACCUCCAUACUGCUGGGUCUUGGAGCAGCCCCGCUGUGGUCCGCUCAAUGCACGUACCUCACCAUCAUGGGAAACACACAAGCAGAGAAGGUGGGAAAAGUUGGCAGAGAUGUGGUGAACCAGUAUUUUGGCAUCUUCUUUCUCAUAUUCCAGUCAUCCGGUGUGUGGGGCAACCUGAUCUCCUCCCUGGUGUUUGGCCAGACACCCACUCAAGAGGCCAUCCCAGAGGAGCAGCUCUUGUCUUGUGGAGCCAGUGACUGUCUGAUGGCCACGGCGUCCACCAACAGCACCCAGCGUCCCUCGCAGACACUCAUCUACACCCUGCUGGGCAUCUACACGGGGAGCGGCGUCCUGGCGGUCCUGCUCGUAGCCGUGUUUCUCGAACCCAUCAAAGACGCUCAGCAGAAAAGUGAAGGGGAGAAGGAAUUACCUUUCUGGUCCACCCUGCUGUCGACCUUCAGGCUGCUUCGAGACCGGCGCCUGCGCCUCCUGGUGCUGCUGCCCUUGUACAGCGGAUUCGAGCAAGCCUUCCUCGCGGGCGACUACACCAGGUCAUCCGGUGUGUGGGGCAACCUGAUCUCCUCCCUGGUGUUUGGCCAGACACCCACUCAAGUGCUUUACGGCGUUCUGUUCGAGAAGAACAAGGAGGCUGCCUUUGCGAGUUACCGCCUGUGGGAAGCGCUGGGGUUCGUCAUUGCGUUCGGAUACAGCACAUUCUUGUGCGUCAACAUCAAACUCCACAUCCUCCUGGGGGUCCUGGGUCUGGCCAUGCUGGCGUACGGGACCGUGGAGUAUCUGGAGGCCAAGACGCUGGCCAGGCCAGUUGCCACGGAACAGACAAAGCCAGCGGACGGGGCGGAAACAGAGACAGCCAUGUGACAGGGACGCACGCCGUGGCACCAGAGAGCGCUACCCGAAGGGCCUCGGGGCUUACAGCUGAUUCUUCACAACGUGUCGGCGAUAGUUAGCCGUCCUGAAGACAUAACGUAGUUAUAUUCUUUGUAUAAUUUUUUUCUCUUCUGCUAAGUUUUCGGUCCACCACGUCACCAGUGGAGAUGGAGAGUGUGCACGAAGGAAUCAUUCACGUCAGACGCAAGGGAAGAAGGUUGGGCGCGUACUCAGCCAACGGCAGCGGGCUCGGGAGAAGCGGCGGCUGCCUCCUGCUCCGGCUGUACGCACUGUUUGUAAGAACCGGGAGAUGUGAGAACUAUGGGUCUGGCACUCUAAUUUUACAAAUGGGUAAACUGACAUCCAGGGAAGUCAGCUGACUCCCUCCCGGGGUCAGUGAGCGACAAAGCCAGAUGAGAGUUUAUGUCCCUCGAAGUUUAUAGACUAUGAGUUUCUAAAUAAAUGCAACUACACUAUG
This is a messenger RNA of Ailuropoda melanoleuca (giant panda), 1923 nucleotides long. It is a transcript of the gene UNC93A, whose product is annotated as unc-93 homolog A. The record is from RefSeq and is a predicted model, not a curated record. Lineage: Eukaryota; Metazoa; Chordata; Mammalia; Carnivora; Ursidae. The transcript is spliced from 9 exons. The coding region runs from base 273 to 1436 and encodes 387 amino acids.